AAGCGAGGGUGUGUGCGUUUGUCUCGAUUUGCCCUCUCGUCCAGCGACCGACCGGUUUGUCUGUCAAGCACUCCUCAUCGAGUCUACCCCUUGACGGCCGGCCAGGUACAGGCAGACGCCGAUUCGACACGACCACGAUGUCCCGAAAGAAGACCAUGGCACACGGACACGGCACACCCGCGGGUGUCUGCAGUCUACGCCAGACAAACGGAAAAAACUGUCUUGCACACGCGCACAUCAGAGUCUGUACUCUGCCCAAAGACGGUUGGACGGUUGGACGGUUGUGUCUGCGAUGUCGUUGUUGCGAUGUGA
Molecule: messenger RNA, 312 nt
Organism: Protopolystoma xenopodis
Lineage: Eukaryota; Metazoa; Platyhelminthes; Monogenea; Polystomatidea; Polystomatidae
Source: the annotation of a GenBank genome assembly